This is a messenger RNA of Ipomoea triloba (trilobed morning glory), 723 nucleotides long. Its product is annotated as B3 domain-containing protein At5g24050-like. Gene Ontology annotation, molecular function: DNA binding. Bases 1 to 723 code for a protein of 240 amino acids. The record is from RefSeq and is a predicted model, not a curated record. The transcript has a single exon. Lineage: Eukaryota; Viridiplantae; Streptophyta; Magnoliopsida; Solanales; Convolvulaceae.
AUGGUUUCUCUCAAAGACAUCGAACACAAUACCCUUCCGGCACAACUGACAUUUUUGUCGGAGAUUAAGAUAGAGAAGGUGGCAAAGGAGAAGGAGAGCGUCUGCUUGGAAAAACUGAGACGGCCCCGAAAGGUGACUACUAAACCACGAACAACCCGCGUCUCAUCUUGUCGCGAUAAUAAUCCUUCUCCGAACGGUAAAAGGAAGAGAUCGAAAAACGAGGGAGCGGCGGAGAAUAAUAAGCGAAAGCGCGGAAACAACGUCCAAGAACCGCCACCAGAGCUGCCUGAGAAAAUCAAGAGCCUAAUUUCUCACCUGCCGGAAACCCGAGAGGUGUCGAGGGCGACAUUGGUAAUUCAGAAACCACUUACAGUAACAGACGUAAGCAACCACCAUAACAGGAUGUCUAUUCCGUCGAAGCAUAUACGGGAGACAUUUCUGACCGAAGAGGAAGAGCUUAAGUUGUGUGAACGCAACGAGAAGAACGUGGCUUCCAUCGAUGUCCCGUUGAUAACGCCGACGAUGGAAAUGGCAAAUGUGAGCUUGAGACGGUGGCCGAUGAAUAAGCAAAGUGGACCUCCUAGCAUCGCUUACGUGCUAACAAGUACGUGGAACAAAAUCAAACAACAGAAUGGACUUAGAAGUGGGAUGAAAGUUCAGUUGUGGGCUAUUCGUAUUGAUGGAGUCUUGUGUUUCGCUCUUACUCUCAAGCCUAAAAAAUAG